This is a messenger RNA of Rhodofomes roseus, 2007 nucleotides long. RefSeq lists its product as uncharacterized. Gene Ontology annotation, cellular component: nucleus. The transcript has 10 exons. Gene Ontology annotation, molecular function: protein binding. NCBI's taxonomy places the organism in Eukaryota, Fungi, Basidiomycota, Agaricomycetes, Polyporales, Fomitopsidaceae. The record is from RefSeq and is a predicted model, not a curated record. The coding region runs from base 65 to 1840 and encodes 591 amino acids.
CGUCAUCAGGACAUAACCGACAACUUGCACUGUGCUUAUCUGUUUGACUUCGGGAAAUCUCACUAUGUCGUUUGAGAGCCUACAUUCCUCGCGGAAAACGAAGGAAGCAAAGUCCUUCGUACAGAGUGCACCUGCACUGGCGGAUGUACACGGGCCAUCGCAAGAAGUAGGAGCACAAAACCCUCUUCACACAGGAGAAGAUAAAUCAUGCAAUUCAGUACAUGCACCCAUCAGCGACGCUGAACAGUUACCCCUUCAGCCAUUCCAAGUCCGUGAGUCGAGCAUAGCUGGCCGUGGCAUUUUCGCAACGCAAGCGCACAGACCUGGAAGUAUAAUCACAGCGAUAAAACCAUACGUCAGCGUGAUGUCUACACCGUACCUGGCGGAGUUCUGUACCAAUUGUAGCAGCCCUCCAAAAGAGUCGAUGAAGUUAAGAAGGUGCACGCGAUGUCGCGUAGUGUGGUAUUGCACAGACAAAUGUCAAACCAUCGACUGGAAUGUGCACAAGUACGAAUGCAAAGCUCUGCGGAAGUGGGAAGAGUCAGCACCCGCCACUGCUAAGGUGCCAAGUGAUGCACUCCGAUGUCUCGGUCGCAUGUUUUGUAGCUUCAAGCUUCAUGGUCUGGAUAGUGAAUGGACAAGGGAAAUAAAGCAGAUGCAGUCCCACAGGACUUCAUUACCGCCAUCUGCCUACGAGCCAUACACUCAUCUAGCGCAUUCCUUGAUCCGCUACCUGGGCGUUGAAUCGCCCCUCGAACUCGAACCCUAUGGCAUCAGGUCUACCGCAGACCUCGUUGAUUUCAUCUCCAGGUUCACGACGAAUGCCUUCACCCUGACCUCGUACACGCUCGACCCCAUAGGUGUGGCUAUAUCCCCUGUCGUCGCGGCUAUCAACCACUCCUGCGAUCCCAACGCGGUGGUAAUCUGCGACCAACCUCAUGAACAAGAGCCUCAGAUCAACUUGGUUGCAAUUAAACCCAUUGCCCCUGGAGAAGAGAUCGCCAUAUCCUAUAUCGACAUUACUCUGCCCCGCCAGGUCCGACGGAAGGAGCUCAAGGAAACGUACAACUUCGACUGCAAAUGCGUAUUGUGCUCUACGCCCCGCUACGAUGACCCGCGGACGGCAAUGUUUUGCCCUGCGCGAUGUGGCGGCCUACGCCCUGUCCCCACAGAAGGUGGCGGAUCUCCUUCAUGCAACAAGUGCAAGGCCAUAACGAAAAACCUCGAAGGCGAACUCGACGCUCUCAAUGUUGGACAAGAAGCCCUUGGAAAGGCUACCAUGCUGCAACAUACAGACCCACAGAAAGCUAAACAGCUCACGUCCAACAUCAUCCCCAUAUUGAACUCUGCUGGACUCGCUCCGUCAUGUCAUCCCCUUCUCGCCAUGGCUCGACUGCACCAAGAGCUUCUCAUCGCGUCUCUUCCCGAAUCCAUGACCCAGGAAACGCUCGACGAUACGAUCCGCACCGCGGCAAGGUAUGCCGCCGGGGUCUCGGCCAUACUCCCGGUGGGGCACCCAGUCCGCGGCGUCGCCCUCGCGGAACUCGGCAAGCUGCUCGCAGUUGACGAGCCGUCUCCGCCCUCGAAUAUGGCUGGCAGCGCAGACCGCUUCCCGCCAUCCGGAUCCGCGCGCCUGAAGCUCGCACACGAGACAUUGGUCAGAGCAAGGGAGGAGCUGUUGAUCGGGUUCGGGACGGAUAACGGAGGCGGGUUGGUCGGAAGGGAAGCGAGGGAGGCGAUAGUCCGGUUGGAGAAGGAACUGGGAGCGUGGACGCAGGGCAUCAACAAUGCGUUGGAGGAUGUGAAGGCUACAAAGACGGAUUUGCCGAGAACCUGCUAGCAUACCAUCAGCAGAUAUUGAACAUGAUAACACAUGAUUCAUGAGGACCCGCAUUUCGUUUUUGACGGUGGCCCGUUGUGGAAGGGAAACCCGGCUGAAGGCUGGAGUGACGCGUAGUGUCACGUUUCCACUUCUGUUCAAUGUUGGCUCCGUUGGCUGCCAUAGCG